Messenger RNA from Plasmodium cynomolgi strain B, 2799 nucleotides. RefSeq lists its product as hypothetical. NCBI's taxonomy places the organism in Eukaryota, Apicomplexa, Aconoidasida, Haemosporida, Plasmodiidae. The record is from RefSeq and is a predicted model, not a curated record. Bases 1 to 2799 code for a protein of 932 amino acids. The transcript has 3 exons. Gene Ontology annotation, cellular component: membrane.
AUGCUGGGAAUAAAAAAGGGAGAGAAGUACGAAGAUAUUGUUUCAAAACUGUGGGAAGAAAAAUUUCACUCCACAGCACAGAUUCUUAACGAGAAAUACUUGGAGAGAAGAAAAAAAAAGAGGGAUAAUCACCAGGUGUGUAAAAAAAAAGGGGCCAUUUACUGGGAACAGCGGGGAAGCAAAAGCUGCGACAUCGGUGGAAAUAAGAACCAAACCCGAGCCGUGAAGAUUCAACGAGUGAAUAUGCAGAAUGAUGAUUGCCCCUUGGAGGGAAGCCACGCAGGAAUAGGAAAAAGUCAAAACCCUAAUGAGAGGGACAAAUCAUGUCAAAGAAGAAACAGCCUUUCCAACGUACUACAAAUGGAAGGUGUAAAUAGCAAUACAUUUUACGAUACACAAAGUGACAAGCAUUAUGUGAAAUUUAACAGUAAGGAAUUCACGCAAGAUGUUGACAUAGAUCAUGAAUUCUUUUAUAAGCGGAGUAACAACAUGGGAAGAAAGAUGAUCAAGGAAGAGGUGCAGUCCAACCACGCAUCCACCAGCAGCAAAGUGAAAAAGUUUUUUUUAAUUUUUUGCAAUGGGUGUUUAGUUGUAUUUUUGGGAGUCAGUAAUAACAUAUGCGGUAGGAUGAGGAAUCGAGUGCUGAACAACUUUGACAGUUUAACUGCGUCGUAUAAUGCUAUAGCCUACGUGGGGAUUUAUUUAGUGCUGUGCAUUAUUUACUGUAAGUCAAGGAGCAUUACAAAGGAACACUGGUCUUAUAUUUAUCCGUGCUUGAGCAGGCAUUUUAAGAAAAGGGAGAAAAGCGGUGAUGCGAGACAGAUAGACAAGAAAAAGGAGCAAGCGAAGGAGGAGCGCGAUUGUACCAUUGAUGUGAGGGAUCACGAGGCAAUCAAGAGGAAGAAGAAAAUCAUGAAGCUUCAGGGGAAAGACGUACGAGCCGGGGAAGACAACACCCUGGAGAGCAGCAGCGCUCUAAACACAAGUGAGCCGCGCUCCAAUGAGAAGAAAGAACCAAAUGAUAAAAAAACGCACGCUCAGUGUCGCUGCAGUAAUGCCAUUGUGGAGAACUCAGAUGCGGAGGAGGGAGUGUACUCAUUUAGUAAGCAAGACAUAAAGGACAUACUAGAACAUUACCAACAUGAUAAACCGCACGAAGAUGUCCUACGCUGUAGAGGGACGACGGAGAAUGGAAUAUAUUCAAGUGUAAAGAAGAAGUGGAGAAAUUUAGGAGCAUACAAAUAUGUAAUCGUCAUAGCCUUAUUUGACAUAAUAUCAAAUACGUUAUAUUUUGUGUCCCAGCUAGCCAUUCCGCUAACCAUCCUACUGCUCCUGAAUCAGUUGAAUUUUAUUUUCUCCAUUAUAUUAUCGUACUUGAUUUUAAAAAGGAAGUACAACAUUCAUCACGCGUUGUCAGUCAUUAUCGUCAUAGUAGGUUUCCUUUUCUUCUACAUUCCCUACGUGUACAAGGAGAAUACAGUUGUUACGAAGCAGACAUUGGUCAGCUAUUAUAUGAACUCUCAUUUUUAUCUAAAUGUGCAUGAUGCACUAUAUGACAAUGCUAGCUAUUUUAACAGAUUCUACAACUGUAAUGAACCCACUUGCAAUAUGACACCCCCGUUUGGUAUAUUCGCAUCUAUCAUUUUUUGUGUGUUCUCCAUUUUGCUAACAUCAUAUGGUGGGGUCCUCAGGGAAAUAUUUUUCUCCGAGUAUAUAAAAGGAAGAGAGAAGCGUCACAAGGUGGUCAGCAUAAGGAAGGGAAAAAGGAAAUGCUCUCCAUUAUGUAGUGCCAUUUGCGCUCCAGAGAUGGGGGUACCACAGAAUGGAUUCUGCGAAAUGGAGACAGAAGAAAGAACAUCCUCGGGGGAGAGUAACAAACAGGGGAGAAAGCACAACUAUGGGAAAAAAGCAACUCUCGUUGAGUAUCCCCUUUUUAAUAAACCAAGUGAUGACGAUAAAAAUGGUUACAUGAUAAAUAUGCAAGAGUUAGCUGUAAGCCACCAAGGGGGGGAUGAAGAAAUGUUAAGUGGAUUGUCUGUGUCCCACGCUAAUCGUAUCGUGGACGGGGUUGAUAGUACCGAACGCCAUUUUACGUCUCCCUGCCCGAUGUGCGGGAAAGGUGGAGGAGAAACAGGCGCAUCCAAAGGGGUACUCGAUAUUAUGGAGAACAAACCGCUUCACAACCGCGUAGUAGUAGAAAAGGUCACCCCCAAAAGUGACAUAGUGCAGAAAACGAAGAAAGGAAGAAAAGCCUCCGACAAAAUGAGCGUCAUACUUUUGUCUUUCAAUAUUUCACUAAUCCAAAUUUGUUUGCUCCCAAUGAUAAUAUAUUUUCAACUUUUGUUUAACAAGAACAAGGACAUUUCUUACUUGCUAUAUAUCAAGGAUAGCAUCCAAUGCUUCUCGGGACAUACCAUGGAGAAUAACUCGAACUGUAAGUACUCGUUUGGUGUGUACAGCUUGUACAUAGUGGUGAAUGCUAUAUUUAACUUGAGCGUGUCGUCAUUUUACAGCAAGUAUUCUUCAGCCGAGUGUUUCCUAAUUUUGAAGUCUUCAACUCCGCUUACUCUGGUGGUUUUAUAUUUUUACGACUUUCCGUUUAUCCUGGAGAGUGACAAAUAUUUUUCCAUUUAUUUUGUGAUCAGCAUAGUGAUCGUUUUUACUGGCGUGAGUUACUUCUUCUAUCAGAGCAUCGCGUCAGAUAGGAAAAGGAAAAAAAAAAGUGGCUACGUAAAUUUGGUACGCCUCCGUGCCCCCGUGGCCCGCCUAUCUUUAAUAAUUCACUUUCAAUUCGUUUAA